Messenger RNA from Eutrema salsugineum, 1200 nucleotides. Its product is annotated as phosphatidylinositol-glycan biosynthesis class X protein. Bases 61 to 1038 code for a protein of 325 amino acids. The transcript has 4 exons. The record is from RefSeq and is a predicted model, not a curated record. Gene Ontology annotation, cellular component: endoplasmic reticulum membrane. Gene Ontology annotation, biological process: GPI anchor biosynthetic process. Lineage: Eukaryota; Viridiplantae; Streptophyta; Magnoliopsida; Brassicales; Brassicaceae.
UCGGCCGUUUACCCUCACCGGAAUAAGCAGAAACAAUGGUCUUUGUAGAGCUUGAAGAAGAUGUAUGAAACAAAUGGAUUCGAGAGUGUGAACAAAUCUCUCUCUCUCUCUCUCUCGAUUUACAUUUCGCAAUUUGAAAAUCAAUCGAUGGGUAGCAAACGCCGGAGAUCGGUGAUAGCCGUGAUUUUCAUCUGCUGCGCGAUUUCUUGCUUGAAUUUUAUCUCAAGUGAUCAGGUUGGAACAAAUCACAGAGAUCAUAAUCCUUGGUUAUGUAUCUCUGAUCGAUACAUUAUGCAAUCUUAUUUCACUACACGCACUUCCUUAGGAGACUCAGAGUUUCGAGACUACCUGCUUCUUCAAGAAUGUUCUGAUAAGAUUCCUUUUAAAGAUCCAAACAUUGUUUCAUUGCUUCAACACAGAAACAUAACAGGUGAAGGUUCGCAUCGUCAUCUACUUACAUCCAUCAAGCUUCUUCCUCUUCACUCACAGUCUCAGUUUAACGAGCUCGUCAUUGUUGAACGGUUGCCUUUGGGAGUUUUUGCUGACCCUUUUGAGCUUCAGAAUCUUCAGCAACGCAGAGCUUUCAGAGACGUGUCUGUGUUUGGAGACACGAAUCUCGAGCUGCCUUCGUUCAGAUCAAACAGGUCUGUUGUUGAGAUUCAUGUCGAAAUCAGUUCUAGAGAUUAUGAAAAUGAAAAUGGUGAAAUCAGCGUAAAGCUUCCUUUACAUGCUCGGUAUCAGCCUCUGGGAGAUAGUGGUUACUCUAGAGUGGAGUUUGGGGAGCCAGACUUGUUCUUGUGCUCGAGCCAUGUACCAAACCAGCAACAUGAACAGAGAAGAUGUUUGGUUUUGUCGAUUGGCGGAUCCAAGACUGAAACCGGAUCUGUUGUCUGGGAAAUCCCAGCCGGAAUCAGGAGUCACACAGAGUAUGUUUCCGUUUUGACAUUUGUGGCUGCGGUUUUAUCCGCGUUUUCUAUCCUUGUGGCAUCUCUCUUGAGCUCAAAGGUUGAAUCUUGUAAGCACCCGAAGCAAUCAUGAAUCAGCUUUUGGACUUCUUUGUGAUAGUCAUAGACUCAUAGAGACUUGACACUUACGACAGAGAGUAAAAAUUUUCCGUUUUUUUUUCUCUCUUCUAUAAUCCUUAAUUAACCUUGGUCCUUACAAAAAACUUGGGCAGAACGUUUUUGCUUAAAUUUGGGC